Scomber scombrus (Atlantic mackerel) is the source of this 2581-nucleotide messenger RNA. RefSeq names its product phosphofructokinase, muscle b (gene pfkmb). The transcript has 22 exons. Gene Ontology annotation, biological process: canonical glycolysis; fructose 6-phosphate metabolic process; fructose 1,6-bisphosphate metabolic process. Gene Ontology annotation, cellular component: cytoplasm; 6-phosphofructokinase complex; membrane. Gene Ontology annotation, molecular function: AMP binding; monosaccharide binding; fructose-6-phosphate binding. Bases 98 to 2434 code for a protein of 778 amino acids. The record is from RefSeq and is a predicted model, not a curated record. Lineage: Eukaryota; Metazoa; Chordata; Actinopteri; Scombriformes; Scombridae.
GGCUGUGUUCGAGGCUCCUCGUGCCCCACACAGUACAGGCAGUAGGGCUUUUGACACUUAAGGCCUCUUUCUGUCAGCCAGAUUCAGCUCCAGGACCAUGGCACACCAUGCUACAGUCGAUCCCACUAAGAUGGGAGUGGGUCGGGCAAUCGCCGUGCUGACCUCUGGAGGAGAUGCCCAGGGUAUGAAUGCAGCUGUGAGGGCCACAGUUCGAGUAGGACUUUACACUGGAGCCAAGGUGUUUUUUGUCCAUGAGGGUUACCAGGGUCUGGUGGAUGGAGGAGACAAUAUUCGCCCUGCUACUUGGGAAAGUGUGUCAAUGAUGCUGCAGCUGGGUGGAACUGUGAUUGGUAGUGCCCGUUGUCAGGACUUCCGUACCAAGGAGGGGCGCACCAAGGCUGCCUGUAACCUGGUCAAGCUGGGCAUCACCAACCUCUGUGUUAUUGGAGGUGAUGGCAGUCUGACAGGUGCCAAUCAGUUCCGUACAGAGUGGAGUGAGCUGCUGGGAGACUUGGUCAAAGCUGGUAAAAUCACUGCAAAUGAGGCCAAGAAUUCCUCUCACCUCAAUAUCGUUGGCAUGGUGGGCUCCAUCGACAAUGACUUCUGUGGUACUGACAUGACCAUCGGCACAGACUCUGCUCUACAUCGUAUCAUCGAGAUCGUGGACGCCAUUACUACCACAGCACAGAGUCAUCAGAGGACCUUCAUCCUGGAGGUAAUGGGCAGGCACUGUGGCUACCUGGCUAUGGUGACAGCUCUGGCCUGUGGUGCUGACUGGGUGUUUAUCCCCGAGAUGCCCCCAGAGGAAGGAUGGGAGGAACAUCUGUGCAGAAGACUUUCAGACCAAAGAGAUCGUGGCUCCCGUCUGAACAUUCUCAUUGUUGCAGAGGGAGCAAUUGACCGCCAUGGUAAACCUAUCACCUGUGAAGAUGUCAAAUCGCUGGUAACAAAGAAACUAGGCGUUGACACCCGCACCACCAUCCUGGGCCAUGUGCAGAGAGGUGGAACCCCCUCAGCCUUUGACAGAAUCCUGGCAAGCAGGAUGGGUGUGGAAGCUGUGAUGGCUCUGUUAGAGGCCACACCAGACACUCCUGCAUGUGUGGUCAGCUUGUCUGGAAACAUGGCUGUCAGGCUGCCUCUAAUGGAGUGUGUGCAAGUGACAAAAGACGUCACCAUAGCCAUGGAGGAAAGGAGGUUUGACGACGCAGUGAAGCUCAGGGGAAAGAGCUUUGAGAACAACUGGAACACCUAUAAAAUGCUGGCUCACGUGCAGCCCCCAGACACAAAGAGUAAUAUCAACAUUGCUAUUUUGAAUGUGGGUGCUCCAUGCGCUGGAAUGAACGCUGCAGUUCGUUCAGCUGUCAGGAUUGGUCUCCUCCAGGGCCACCAGAUGCUGGCUGUGCACGACGGCUUUGAUGGUUUGGCUCAGGGAAAGAUUGAGCCAAUUGGUUGGUCUGGAGUGGCAGGAUGGACUGGAAAGGGGGGCUCCAAUCUGGGUACAAAGAGAUCCCUGCCAUCAAAGACAAUGGAGGAUAUCAGUCUGAGCAUUGCUAAAUUCAACAUUCAUGCUAUUGUCAUUAUCGGAGGCUUUGAGGCAUACGAAGGGGGUCUGGAGAUGGUGCAAGCCAGAGAGAAGUACGAGGAGCUUUGUAUUCCCCUUGUUGUUAUUCCUGCUACUGUUUCCAACAAUGUUCCUGGAUCUGACUUCAGUAUUGGGGCUGACACUGCUCUUAACACCAUAACCAUGACAUGCGAUAGGAUCAAGCAAUCUGCUGCUGGCACCAAACGAAGAGUGUUCAUUAUUGAGACUGCGGGAGGAUAUUGCGGCUACCUGGCAACCAUGGCCGGCAUGGCUUCUGGAGCUGAUGCUGCUUACGUCUUUGAGGAUCCUUUCAGCAUUCAUGACCUUGAGAUGAAUGUGAUGCAUCUGGUGGAGAAGAUGAAAACCACAGUGAAGAGAGGUCUCAUUCUGAGAAAUGAGAACUCCAAUGCCAACUAUACAACAGAUUUUAUCUUUAACCUGUACUCCGAGGAGGGCAAGGGUGUGUUUGACUGCAGGAAGAAUGUACUUGGACAUAUGCAGCAGGGUGGAACGCCAAGCCCCUUCGACAGGAAUUUUGGCACCAAGAUGGGGGUCAAGUCUGUCCUAUGGUUGACUGACAAGCUGAAGGAGUGUUAUAGACAUGGUCGCAUCUUUGCCAAUUCUCCAGAUUCAGCCUGUGUGCUGGGCAUGAAGAAAAGAAGUUUGGUCUUCCAGCCUCUGGAAGAUCUUAAAGAACAGACUGACUUUGAUCAUCGUAUUCCAAAGGUACAGUGGUGGCUGAAGGUGAGGCCCAUCCUCAAAAUCCUGGCCAAGUAUGAAAUCCACUUGGACACCACUGAAAAGGCUGCAAUGGAACAUGUCAUCAAGAAGAGAGGCUUGGUUCAUCAGUAACUUCUGUGUGUGGUUAUUUUUGGCAUCAGGAUGUGACAUGACCUGUCUUUCUUCUUUUCAGAGCACUUUGUAACCUCUGUCUCUAACAAGUACAAUAUAAAUAAAGAUAAAACCUAAAAGUCUCACAAUAAACCUUGAAAAACCUUC